UAACGGAGGCAGACAAUACCGCAUCAUGGACUACAUCGAAGAAGAGACGCGGCCACGGUUCCUCUUCUCCUCCUCCUCCGGCGCCUCCUCAGCCGCUGCGCCCGCCGAAACCCGAAAGGUCAGCAAGUUCCACGCCGCCGCUUGCCUCUCGGCUGCCGCUGCGCUCCUCCUCCUCGCCUACCUCUCUCUAUCUGGCUCUCAAAUCCUCUCGUCCCUCCUCCUCUGGGCCGCCCUCUCCCUUGCCCUCGGCCCCUUCGCCCCUCUCUCCGCGACGGGUGGCGACGCACGGGUCGGCCACGGCGACCCCCUCCCUGACCCCGAGCCCGCCCCUUCUUACUCGGAUCUCGACGAACCUAAGAGGCGGGUCCAAGGCCGCCGCACCAGAUCCCAGAAGCUCGACGGGCCUCCUCCGCCGGUUGCCACCAUCUCUAAACCGGCAGCCGCGGAGAGGAAUAAAGAUCUGAUCUUUGUCAAUGGCGGUGGAUCAACGAACGACAACAAGGGGAAAGAACAGGAAGAAGAGGAGUGGACGGACGAGGACUUGGAGCUUCUCAAGAAGCAGGUCUCGAAGCAUCCGGUUGGUGAGCCGAGACGGUGGGAGAGGAUCGCUGAAGCUUUCCAAGGGCGGCAUGGGUUGGAUAGCGUGAUAGACACCGCAAAAUCGUUGUCGGAGAGGAGGCCCGCAGCUGGGGAUCCAUAUCAGCAGUUCUUGAAACAGAGGAAACCGGUGGAUAAACGAGUGGCAGCCGUCGAGGUAGAGUCGCAUCCGCAAGAUGGGAGUUUGAUGGAGCAUGGUGAUCCCAAGAAGGACAAUGGCGAUGGGAACGGAAAUUGGAGCUCAGGGGAGGAUAUUGCGCUCCUCAAUGCGCUCAAGGCAUUCCCCAAGGAUGCCGCGAUGAGGUGGGAGAAGAUAGCUGCAGCGGUGCCGGGGAGGUCGAAGGCCUCUUGCAUGAAGAGGGUUGCAGAGCUAAAGAAAAGCUUUCGGAGCUCCAAAUCUACUGAAGUAUAGAGCAAUUCUUGGAGGUGUUGGUUGGCUUCAAAUACUUGCAACACUAACUACAAAUCAUGAGGUGAUAAGAUGGAUACAUGGUUCUUUGAUAUCUCACACAGAAUUUUGCAGGUGGCUGGUUUCUUGAACUAGUUUGUAUUUGAGAAUUGAAGGGUUUCAAACUCUGGUUUGAGUCAACUAUGUUUUGGUGAAAGGUGCAACCUAUGCAUUGGGAAAUUGUAGCUUGAAUCAUGAAAAUGUUUAGACCAUCCAAAUAGUAACAACUAGAAUCUCUGUAUUUAAUCUAAAAAAUGAUAGAGAAGUGUAUUGAAGGAUCCAAGUUGAUUGAAUUGAACUGCUGGUUAUAGGAGGACCUAAGAAGAUCUUGAAUGGGCAUUUGAAUCUCUGCAGUUUAUAUAUCUUAUCUAUCAGGCAAUAUGGUCUUUCCUGCAUCUUUGGAUUCCAGCAGGCUGGUAUAGUCAAGUUCUCAUGAUCAACUUGUCUAGUAUGGUCUUAUUACUGAACUGAUCAACAAUGUUAUUUUGUAUGAGCCUUCAACAUGUUGAAAAACCUAGUUUUGGUUAACAACUGCAAAACCUAGAAGUGGUAGAUGUUCUAGUUCCUCCUAUCCAGGAUUGCAAAUGUUCUCUCGGAGUCCUAUUCACUCUUCUCUCUCUGAUAAGAUGACACUCCUACUCAAGUUGUACUUCAGUAAAUUGAAUUACUGAUUGAUUGAGGCCUCAGUGAUCUUCCUGAAAUCUUUAUUUCAGCAAUGCUAUAUCCCCAUUUACUGAUGGUGUCAUG
This is a messenger RNA of Musa acuminata AAA Group (dessert banana), 1792 nucleotides long. Its product is annotated as transcription factor MAMYB-like. The transcript is spliced from 2 exons. NCBI's taxonomy places the organism in Eukaryota, Viridiplantae, Streptophyta, Magnoliopsida, Zingiberales, Musaceae. Gene Ontology annotation, biological process: regulation of translational fidelity; 'de novo' cotranslational protein folding. The coding region runs from base 26 to 1009 and encodes 327 amino acids. Gene Ontology annotation, molecular function: Hsp70 protein binding; ribosome binding. Gene Ontology annotation, cellular component: cytosol. The record is from RefSeq and is a predicted model, not a curated record.